Molecule: messenger RNA, 1487 nt
Organism: Anolis sagrei ordinatus
Lineage: Eukaryota; Metazoa; Chordata; Lepidosauria; Squamata; Anolidae
Source: RefSeq, a predicted model, not a curated record
AGUAAGGAARCCAAUGAUAUAAGAAGAAGAAAUCCUYUCAAGGUGAAGAUCUUGUUGAAUUCUUGACCUCAUUUACAGACAAGAAAGUAAAAAAGGAAGAUUCAAGAAUCUGUAUUGCAAUUAAACACCCAUAUCACUGUUGACAUGAAGGAGAAAGCAUCCAAAUCCGUGGAGCAACAUGAAAGGACCCAGACUGGGGAGAAACCCUAUACUUGCCAGGAGUGUGGAAUGAGCUUCUCUCAAAAUGGAAAUCUACGUGCACAUCAAAGGACUCACACUGGGGAGAAACCCUAUACRUGCCUGGAGUGUGGAAAGAGCUUCUCUCAAAAUGGAAAUSUACRUGCACAUCAAAGUACCCACACUGGGGAGAAACCCUAUGCAUGCCAGGAGUGUGGAAAGAGCUUUGCUCGCAGUUCAGGUCUCUGUUCACAUCAAAAAACACAUGCUGCAGAGAAACCCUAUAAAUGCCUGGAGUGCGGUCAGAGCUUCACUCAUAGCUCAGGCCUACGUUCACAUCAAAGGAUUCACACUGGGGAGAAACCCUAUACGUGCCUGCAAUGUGGACGGAGCUUUGCUCAGAGUGGAGCUCUAUGUAACCAUCAGAGGACUCACACUGGGGAGAAACCCUAUACGUGCCUGGAGUGUGGACGGAGCUUUGCUCAGAGUGGACCUCUACACUCACAUCAAAAGACUCACACUGGGGAGACACCCUAUACAUGCCUGAAGUGUGGACGGAGCUUUGCUUGGAGUUCAGGUCUACAUUCACAUCAAAGGACCCACACUGGGGAGAAACCAUAUACGUGCCUGGAAUGUGGACAGAGCUUUGCUCGGAGUGGAGCUCUACGUAACCAUCAAAAGACUCACACUGGGGAGAAGCCCUUUAAAUGCCUGGAGUGCGGAAUGAGCUUCACUUGUAGGGCAAGUCUACGUUCACACCAAAGAACUCACACUGGGGAGAAACCCUAUACAUGCCUGGAGUGUGGACAAAGUUUUACUCAUAGUUCAGCUCUACGUUCACAUCAAAGGACUCACACUGGGGAGAAACCCUAUACGUGCCUGGAGUGUGGAAAGAGCUUUAUUCAGAGUUCAGCUCUACGUUCACAUCAGAGGAUUCACACUGGGGAGAAACCCUUUACAUGCCUGGAGUGUGGACGGAGCUUCAGUCAGAGUACACAUCUACGUUCACAUCAAAAGACUCACACUGGGGAGAAACCCUAUACGUCUCUGGAGUAUGGACGGAGCUUCACUGAGAGUGGAAGUAAGUUUACAUCAGAGGACUCGCAUUGAGGAGAAACCCUAUACAUGCCUGGAGUGUGGAAAGAGCUACAUAUGAGUUCAUAACUACGUAAACAUCAUAGAAUUCAUAGUGGAGAGAACAGUGGUAUUUGACUCCAGAGAGUCUCUCUAAGAUGGAGCUUUGCAAACUUUUUAUGUUGGUGACACACUUCGAUAUGCAUCUUUUUGCACGACGGUACGUCGGUUCAACU